GAUCCCUAACGCGAAGGGAUAACGACAUGCCGGUAAAGCCGUGGCCACACGCGCGUCACCCCUGCACCGACGCCCAAGGCACGCCUUCCAAAAGGAAAAACGCUUAACGCUUCUUUCUUCGUUUCACCAUUCACACACAAAUUAAGCAAAAAAUCGAAUCCACGAUUCCUUCAAUUUCUGGUCUAUCGUAUCAAUUAGGUAGGAAUUGCUAUCUUAGAAAUUCAGAAUCAAUCAAAAUCGAUUGAUUGAUUCUUGUUCGAUGAGGAAACUGUGUCCUAAUUUUGACAAAGUAGAUGGAUUGGAAACGGUGUUGGAGGUGCCUAUUCCAGAGGACAUGUGGACCAGCAUUGGGAACAGUGGUUCCAAUCGAUGGCAGAAUCUUCGAGCUCUCAUGAAAGCUCAAAUUUCCGCUGAUAAAUCAUCGCAUCUCUCUGCUUCCUCCAACCACGAAUUCCUCGCAUUGCUUAAGCUUGUUGGUUGUCCUCUCAUCCCUCUUCAGGUUCAAUCCGAUCACACCUUAAUUCGCCCCCUCAAAGAUUCUUCCAUCGAAGCUUCAAGUGCCAAAUAUAUAGUGCAGCAGUACAUAGCUGCGAUUGGAGGAGUGGGAGCGUUGGAUUCGUUGAAAAGCAUGUAUGCAGUGGGACAAGUGAGAAUGUUUGGGUCAGAGAUGCGUCAAGGGGAUGGUGGGGUGAAACCAAGAGGGAGGGCUGAAGUAGGGGGUUUCGUGCUGUGGCAAAAGAACCCUGAUUUGUGGCACUUUGAAUUGGUUGUUUCUGGUUUCAAGGUUAGUGCAGGUAGUGAUGGCAAGGUAGCGUGGAAUCAAUCUACUUCUCAAACUUGUCAUGCCAACAAAGGCCCCCCUAGACCCCUUCGCCGCUUCUUUCAGGGGCUGGACCCAAGGUGUACAGCUAACUUGUUCAUAGACGCUGUAUGUGUAGGAGAGAAAACCAUUAACAACGAAGAUUGUUUUCUACUCAAGUUAGAGACAGCACAUGACAUACUCCAAGCACAAAACACGUCCCAUACAGAAAUUAUAAGACACACUGUGUGGGGGUACUUUAGCCAACGCACGGGGCUACUAGUCAAAUUCGAGGAUACCAAGUUGGUAAGGAUGAAAUCUGUUAAUGGAAAUGACUCUGUCUUCUGGGAAACAAGCAUGGAGUCUGUGAUUGAAGACUAUAGGUAUGUUGGUGGCAUUAACAUAGCACAUGGUGGCAAGACAGUGAACAUCUUAUAUAGGUACGGUAUGGCACAUAAUCACCAGCGGAGAAUUGAGGAGACGUGGAGGAUAGAAGAGGUUGAUUUUAACAUUUGUGGCUUGUCCAUGGAUUGCUUUUUGCCUCCCUCUGAUCUUAAGAAGGAACAGGAUGGAGUAGAGAAAGUAGUGCAGUAAGAAUUAGCAUUUUCCUUAUCUCUUUUACCCUCAUUUUCACCCUCUCAACUUGUCAACAGCAAGAAAAUUUGUCGGUGUACAUAUUACAUAGACAAGCAUAGCCGAAUGAAAGAAGAAUAGUUAUAG
This is a messenger RNA of Abrus precatorius (Indian licorice), 1519 nucleotides long. RefSeq lists its product as uncharacterized. The coding region runs from base 260 to 1393 and encodes 377 amino acids. Lineage: Eukaryota; Viridiplantae; Streptophyta; Magnoliopsida; Fabales; Fabaceae. The record is from RefSeq and is a predicted model, not a curated record. The transcript has 3 exons.